This is a messenger RNA of Linepithema humile (Argentine ant), 3235 nucleotides long. The record is from RefSeq and is a predicted model, not a curated record. NCBI's taxonomy places the organism in Eukaryota, Metazoa, Arthropoda, Insecta, Hymenoptera, Formicidae.
AUGAUCGUUUGUAAUUUUUUAGUUAUGUGCGUUUGACAUAUCGGUUCUGCUCGCGUGAUCGCUACUUGCAAUAGACGAUUUACGGGUUUAUUUAAUGUAAUUAAGUAUUUAAAGCGAUAGACAGAGCAUAUAUAAUGGCAGAUCCCGGAGGAUGGGCCCCGGCCCAGGAGAAUGACUUUUCCAAUUUUCAAUCAAAUGACAGUUUCAACUUGAAUGAAGUCACUGGCAUCGAUGAUCUCCUUACAAAUUGUGAGAAUGAGUUGUUGAAAACAGAACUUUUCAGCGAUGAGGCCCUACUCUCUGAAUUGGAUGAACCUAUGCCUAUGGAUGGAGAUUUCAAUUUCUUAAAUCUUAAUAACACUGACGAAUUUAAGGAUUUUAAGGAUUUCAAAGAUUCAACAAUUCUUGAAUCACCUAAUACAAAUGUUAUGGUAACGCAACAAGCAGUGCCGGAUAAUAAUCAGCCUGUUACUUAUGUACAACAAGAUGUCCCAUCGGUACAACAAAAUCGACCGCAGAGAAUAUCAGUGGCUUCAACAACACCUACGGUGUUUAGUUCACAAUACACAAUUCCACAAAAUGUAAAUUUCAAUGUUCAAUCACCGAACGUUGUAACCUUAGCUCCAGUUGCCCAACAACGACAACUACUUCUGCCAGCCAAAUUGAUAAAAUCAGAAUCUCUUGUAUAUUCGAAAGGCGCACAGUCCAUUACGACAACUUCUGUUCCACAUCAGAUACAUACUCUCGUGAAUACUGCAAAUGGGACGGUAUUAACUACUGGGAUUCCUGUAGUGUUGGAUACCGAUAAGGUACAAAUUAAUCGUUUGAACACGGGCACGCAUGUGGGUGUACCAAGAGUGAGAGAGGUGAAACGCAGCGCGCACAAUGCUAUCGAGCGGCGUUACAGGACGUCAAUCAACGAUAAAAUAAUCGAAUUGAAAAACAUUAUAGUUGGAAUCGACGCCAAGUUAAACAAGUCGGCAAUUUUGCGUAAAACCAUCGAAUAUAUCAGAUUUCUGCAGAAUACUAAUGCAAAAUUGAAGGCUGAGAAUUUGUCGCUGAAGAUGGCUGCUCAACGGCAAAAUCUUCGCGAGAUGUUGGUCUGCGGAGAACUGACGCCUCCACGUUCAGAUUCGAGCGAACCGUCCCUGUCACCACCACCGGCACCACUUUCACCACCGUCGCCGUCAUCCGUGAAGGACGAUUCGGACACACUGCAGAGUUUGCAUCCUGUGCCAACUUCGUCCAACGGCGGCAUGAGGGAUCACACUCGAUUAACGCUUUGUGGAUUCAUGUUGUUAUUCUUGGCGUUCAACCCUCUUGGUAUUCUCAUCAACAAUGUCGGGAGAUUCAAUUAUGAUUAUUUAAAUACAAAGUUGGACGGACGGACGAUACUCAAUUACCAAGAUCAAUCGGAAUCGGACAAGCAGCUGUGGAGCAACAUUAUUCUUUGGUGUACCAAUCUGAUACUCUUGGCAGGCGGUCUUUGUCGAUUGUUGCUGUAUGGCGAUCCCGUGUUACCCACCGACAGCAAGGUCUUCCUCGAGUUACGUCGCUGGAGACGUCAAGCCGAAUUCAACAUGUCUAAACACGAGUAUAAUCAGGCGUACCGAGAUUUGCACCAGUGCCUGCAGUACUUUGGCCGAUCCUUUCCGUUGUCACGUACGGAGAUCUAUCUUGCCACCACGUGGCAGAUAGUGCGACAGGUUCUUCACAAAUUAUGGCUGGGAAGAUGGAUCAUGCAGAUCAGCAAGUGGCUGUCGGAGAAGUCGGAGCGACAGCAGGCAGAGAUGUCCGCCGUUGAGAUAGCCAUCGUCUACCAGCACAUGCUUUGCUUGCGCUUGUCCGAGGGAACGAAGGACUCCACGUUGUAUCUCGCUCUCUGCGCCCUGAAUUACGCGGAGGCCGCUGGCGAAAGUAUACCGAAGCCGCUUUUGGCGGAGAUAUAUGUGAAUGCCGCGCUGUGUCUGAAGCAAUCUUUCUUCCCGUACAUACACAAAUAUUAUCUGGGCAAAGCGCGUGUCCUGUUGUCCUCUUGCGCCGUUCCUGCGAAAUUGAAGUGGAUCAUGACCGAUGAGGGCGCGAGAUUCUUGGCGUUGCAGAAGUGGCAAUAUAAGAAGCAGCCUGACAGCGAGUUCACUUCGCAGAACAGUAGAGCGGACCCGCUGUCGUACGCGGCUCGCGCAUACAGGGAUCAUCUAAUUGAGCAGUGCCUGCGCUUGCUGACCGGCACCGUCGGAGAGUGUCACGCGUCCUCGGUCCUCGAGUUGGGACGAAUCAUCAUGGCCUCGGCGGAAGUGGACGCCUGUUUUGCGUGCACCGAUCAAAUCAACAUAGCGACGUGCGAGGAUGAGAUUGGAUUAUGGUGGGGCGCGGUGAUUUGUGCUGCCGCAAGUUGGAGAUUAGGCGAGGAAGACCCAAAGGCGUGGAGCAUCGUUGAAAGCAAAUUCCCGUAUGAGAGAAAUUUCCAAAUCGGCGAUAAUAAUAGCAGCAGCAGUCCGUUACCGCACGCUGUGCUCAAUGUUCUGCAAGCUGCAAAGCAUUCUACAAAGUUGAUGUCCAUGCGUUUCAUCGAUCAGGCGGGAUUGCUGCUUGAGCAAUCCAUGGUGUACUAUCAUUGCAAGGAGCAAUCGUCACAGCAAAUCUUGCUUACACAGUUGUGGGUCUGUGACUGGCUUCUUGAGUUACGCACGACACUGUGGCAAGACCAGGAUGUAGAAUCAGAAAGAUCUGUCGCAAGUAUGUCCCUUGCAGGAUUCCAGCGCGAUUUGGCAUGCUUGAGACAAUUGUGUCAACAUAUCCCAUCCGUAUUGGCGCGCGUCUUCUUAUACGAGGCUACAGCGCGCAUUAUGGCUGGUGCGACGCCGGUGAAGACUCAGAUUUUGUUGGAUCGAAGUCUGCAUCACAGAAAUUCACGAUCCUCCAUCAUAUGUGGAAAGGAUCGGUCGCAAAAAGAGCAGAAUAAUAGCGAGAGAGAGCACGCAGUCGCGUUAUGUCUCGCGUGCAGGCAUUUGCCUACGUUGUUGUUAGCCUCGCCGGGAGAACGCGCCGGUAUGCUUGCGGAGGCCGCUAAGACAUUGGAACGGAUAGGGGACAGAAAACGUCUUCAGGAAUGUUAUAAACUAAUGCGGCAACUAGGCUCCGCAAUCACUGUUAAUUAACGUGUUGUGACACUUGGCAUCCUUUAUAACAUUAUAUGAUAUAUAUGAUAAUGUUAAUAAUUGUAUGUAUGUGU